Molecule: messenger RNA, 645 nt
Organism: Suillus clintonianus
Lineage: Eukaryota; Fungi; Basidiomycota; Agaricomycetes; Boletales; Suillaceae
Exons: 3
Coding region: 1-645 (214 amino acids)
Source: RefSeq, a predicted model, not a curated record
AUGUCUCAAGAUAAUCCCCUUCUUGUUAUUCCUGACAUUGCAAAAAAACUUCUCCUCCCAGACAUCAAACUCUCUGUGCUCGACCUAUUGAGCUUCAAAUUUCCAAAAAUCUCAGUAUUGAACAAGACAUUCCCCUCCACUUCGUUCUUCUCACCAGCUCUACCAAACCUCAAUGAUCAUUUUACAAGGCUACAAGACAUGCCUGUCCUGGCAGCCCCUGUUGUGAGGAUGCUCGCUGAAGACACUCUGCAGCACCUCUCCAACAGAGCUCAAUCAAUUCAGUGCCCGCAUGUAGCAGGGAGCAUUGAAAGACAGCUGCCAAUCUGGGUGCUCUCAUACUGGUUGCAGAUCUGGAAGAUGCACGACAAGGAGGAGACACAUGAGCUUAUUGGCAAGGUCAUGGAUGCCCUAGCAAUCCUACCUUGGGCUGGUAACAUCAAAGGGUUUGAGUCAGAGGGGCCAAUUUACGAGCUAGUGAGGUAUACCACCAAUGAUUGGCUAACUGAUGUCCAUGAAAGCCAGAUGCUUGAUUUGCUGAGGAAGAAGGUCCAUCAAACUCCAGGUGGUUUCAAGAUCGAGAUCAAGAACACAUACUUUUAUGGACUCGUCCUAUCAUCUGCAGAAGGAGACGAAACAGGCCGAUAG